Molecule: messenger RNA, 927 nt
Organism: Trichomonas vaginalis G3
Lineage: Eukaryota; Parabasalia; Trichomonadida; Trichomonadidae
Exons: 1
Coding region: 1-927 (308 amino acids)
Source: RefSeq, a predicted model, not a curated record
AUGAGUACUUAUCGUACAAAUAAACAUGCGCAAACAUCACGAACUCCUUUUCUUACUGACAUGGCAUUUCCUACUGCCAGCAGAAAACAAAGUUCUACGAGCCGAGCUUCUUAUAUGAUGCGUUGCAAUGAAAUGAGUUCAGUUAUAGAAAUAUUUAACGAAAUAAUUACUAAAUACCAAGAAGUUAUGCAAAAAAUGCCUCCAGAUGUUUGCUCAAAAGAGUUUCCAAAAUCAUUUUCUGCUUUUAGGGAGUCAUUUGAACAGUUCAUAAGAACAAUGCAAUCGUAUAUUGGCUUACAAAAAGAGAAGGAAAAUAAUGAAACACCAACAAAAAAUUCUAACUUAGUCGCCGUUAUUGAUGAAAUUUCAAUUUUGUCCGAAAAAGUAUCGACAUUCCUUGCAAGUGCAGAAGAUUUAAGUGUUAAUGGCAUGGUUUCAAUCAACAGUACCAUUGAAAAAUCAUUUCAAACCAUAUUCUAUAUUUCAAACAGCAUAACUGAUGCUAUUAAAGUACAAAAAAUUGUCAAUCAAGAUUUAAUAUCAAAAGGACUAGAACUUUACCGCAAUUCAUACAAGGCAUACAAAAUGGCAAAAGAUAUCAAAUCUAAUUCCCCAAAAAAGGAAUCUAAAGAAUAUAACAUUUCCGAUUUGAAAGAAAUCAUAAGCACAGUUAAUUGCCAGGGAUAUCAUUUAUUGACAACAAGAAUUCCUUCGGCUUUAAAUAAUCGUUCAACAUUAAUAGAUUUAAGAAGUAUGCUCAGUUCGAGCUGUGCAUAUAUUAGUUCAUUGACUGAACUUUCAUUGAUUUUUAAUGAAUCGAUGAGCUUUUUAAUAAUGGAUAUCCUUGGACUUAUUAGAACUUUUAACAAUGCUAUGAUGGAUCAAAAUAUUCCAUGUAAAUUAGAUGUUCAAGGACUCACAGUAUAA